Molecule: messenger RNA, 568 nt
Organism: Drosophila grimshawi
Lineage: Eukaryota; Metazoa; Arthropoda; Insecta; Diptera; Drosophilidae
Product: NTF2-related export protein
Exons: 3
Coding region: 7-387 (126 amino acids)
Biological process (GO): protein import into nucleus
Cellular component (GO): nuclear pore central transport channel
Source: RefSeq, a predicted model, not a curated record
UCAAGAAUGGGCAAUGUUCACCCAAACGGAUUGGCAAUCGACGCCUUCAUACAUUUCUACUAUAUUAUUAGGGACACUCGGCGAGAUUUUGUGGAAUUGCUGUAUCAUGAAUUUGCUGUCUUGGAUUGGAAUGGCACUGAGCUGUAUGGCCGUGAGGCCAUUAAAAAUCACUGCACGGCGUUGCCACCAUCGAGACAUCAUUUGACUUCGGUGGACUGUGUGUAUCUACAGAUGAACGAGAGCCCAAACAUUAAGCUAUAUCAUGUCAUAAUCGGCGGCGAGGUGACUUUAGGUGGGGAAGCGGUGCGAAACUUUAAUCAUAACUAUCUUUUCUCCAUCGAGAAUGAUAUAUGGCAGGUUAUUCUAGAUUAUUAUAGGGAGUCCUAGCUUAGGCCAAGAGUAUAUUCUUAUGUUAAAUCGGUUCAGUUUUCGAAAGAACAGAAUUCAAUCAAGUACCUAGAUUCCUGACUUCCGAUUAAAGCUAUUAUUUUGAGUUUGGCGUGCUGGGGGAUUGGUUGUGUAACUGGUAACAUUGGUGGGGAAAGUUUAAAUUAAAGCCGCACUGUAU